AUGCACAAAACAUACUCAUUAAGAACGGGGAAGGCACCCACCGCCUCCCAACUGGAAAACCCACCACCACCAAGAACAAGCACUAAAUCAAGAUUCUUCGGUAAAGGAGGUCUAGCUUACAAUUUCAGAACCAAAGCAGCUGGUUCCUUUGGUGCUGAAUUAUCUCGUAAAAUUUCUCAAUUAGUGAAAAUUGACAAAAACAUAAUGAGAUCCAUGGAAGUGGCCUCCAUGGAAAGAAGAGAUGUAGCUACUUAUUUAUCACAAUGGGGGUUGGAGAAUGAUGAUGAUGUUUCCGAUUUGACUGAUAAGAUUGGUGUAUUGAUUUAUGAAAUUAGUGAAUUGGAUGAUCAAUUCAUUGAUAGAUAUGAUCAAUAUAGAUUGACUAUGAAAUCUAUUAGAGACAUUGAAACUUCAAUUCAACCUUCUAGAGAUCGUAAGGAUAAGAUUUUGGAUAAGAUUGCAUUUAUGAAGUAUAAAGAACCGGGGUCCCAAAAGAUUGAAGUGUUGGAACAAGAAUUAGUAAGAGCUGAAGCUGAACAAUUGGUGGCUGAGGCUCAAUUGUCUAAUAUUACUAGGUCAAAGAUGAGAGCUGCUUUUAAUUAUCAAUUUGAUGCUACUAUUGAACAUUCAGAGAAAAUCGCUUUGAUUGCGGGGUAUGCUAAAGCUCUUUUGGAAUUAUUGGAUGAUUCUCCUGUAACUCCAGGUGAGACUAGACCUGCUUAUGAUGGUUAUGAAGCUUCUAAACAAAUCAUCAUUGAUGCAGAAACUGCUUUGAAUGAUUGGACUUUGGAUUCAGCUCAUGUUAAACCUACUCUAAGUUUUAAACAACAACAACAAAAUCAACGAGAAUAUCAACAAGAACAAGAUCAACAUGAUGGGUAUUAUAACGAGGUAGAGGAAGAAGAAGAAGAAGUGGAUGAAGAUGAAGAUGAAAAUGAAGAUUAUCAAGAAUUACACGACAAUACAGAUAAUCUAGGAAAUGAAGUUAUACAAGAAGAAUAUAUUGUACACCAUCAGACAGUUCCCUUAGAUAGUAUGGGAAGUAACUUUUCAGAUCACUUGCAACAGAAUCCUCCUGCUAUUGAUCAAAGUAUCCCACAAGUCUGA
Naumovozyma dairenensis CBS 421 is the source of this 1107-nucleotide messenger RNA. RefSeq names its product Eisosome component PIL1/LSP1 family protein. The transcript has a single exon. Gene Ontology annotation, biological process: eisosome assembly; negative regulation of protein kinase activity; endocytosis. Gene Ontology annotation, molecular function: lipid binding. NCBI's taxonomy places the organism in Eukaryota, Fungi, Ascomycota, Saccharomycetes, Saccharomycetales, Saccharomycetaceae. The record is from RefSeq and is a predicted model, not a curated record. Gene Ontology annotation, cellular component: eisosome filament; plasma membrane. Bases 1 to 1107 code for a protein of 368 amino acids.